Nicotiana attenuata is the source of this 1005-nucleotide messenger RNA. Its product is annotated as ubiquitin-conjugating enzyme E2 variant 1C-like. The transcript has 5 exons. Lineage: Eukaryota; Viridiplantae; Streptophyta; Magnoliopsida; Solanales; Solanaceae. Gene Ontology annotation, biological process: protein K63-linked ubiquitination; DNA damage tolerance. Gene Ontology annotation, cellular component: nucleus. Bases 215 to 655 code for a protein of 146 amino acids. The record is from RefSeq and is a predicted model, not a curated record.
UUAUUAUUUUUUUUUAGCAAAAGAAAAAGAUCUUCUCCUUGGGAAGAUAUCAAUAUUUUCAUAUUCCUAGGCUUAAAUUACUGUGGCCUGCUCCCCCUACCCCUUCUGCUUUUGCUUUUUCUUCUUCUUUUUAGUAAGCUAAAGUUUGUGUAUCUUCAAGAAAAUAAAGCUCUGAUCUUUAAGGCUGUAACUUAUAGUAUAUCAAAAAAGCUCAAUGACUCUUGGUUCAGGAGGAUCUAGCGUAGUUGUCCCACGGAACUUUAGGUUGCUCGAGGAACUUGAACGUGGGGAAAAAGGUAUUGGAGAUGGUUCUGUUAGCUACGGGAUGGAUGAUGCAGACGAUGUUUUUAUGCGUUCUUGGACUGGAACAAUAAUUGGUCCUAACAAUGACAUACAUGAGGGACGUAUUUAUCAGUUGAAGUUAUUCUGUGACAAAGACUAUCCAGACAAACCUCCAAGUGUUCGUUUCCAUUCACGCAUCAACAUGACUUGUGUGAACCCCGAGAGCGGAGUGGUUGAAGCAAAGAAGUUCCGUAUGCUGGAAAAUUGGCAGAGAGAAUACACCAUGGAAGAUAUACUGACCAAGUUGAGAAAAGAAAUGGUUGCACCUCACAACCGAAAGCUUGUUCAACCCCGAGAAGGUACCUUUUUCUGAAUGGAGUAGCCACAAGAAUUGUAUAAUGGACAUUAUUUUGCCCCACAUAAUGUGGAUUAUGGGGUGGUUAGAUUCCACACUUUGUGUGAUCCUACCCCAGUGUUUAGGGAUCCAGACGAACCUGCAUUAAAAUAAAGAUAAACGGUGUUAUAAUUUUGUAGAAUCUUUGUAGAUAAUUUGUAGAUAUAGUGAAAAUUUUGUAGUCAUCCAUUUUAGGAUGUCAGACAUUGUAGUUAAAUUGUAUUAUAACUGUUGCAAUUUGUAGAAUCUUUGUAGAUAAUUUAUUUAAAGACAACAUUUUGAAAUCAACAAUUUCUAAUCAUAGAUUGUAGUUUAUUUUGUCUUAUAAA